AUGGCCGAGCCAGUUGGCCGCGCGAGCCUGGUGGCCUGCCAGCUGACCUUGGCGGCGGCGGCGGCGCGCCCCGGCGAGACCGUCACCGCGCUGCUGCAGGUCUCCUGCUCGCAGCCCGAGGCCGUAGAGCUGCAGGAGGUGGAGAUUGAGUUCAGCGGCAUCGAGCGGAUAGACACGUCCUGGGUGCAGCCAGCGUACCGGCGCGCCACGCCACCCAUCAAUGCCGACAAGCGCAAGGUGCAGCGGCAUGUGGUGCAGUCAAGGCUGCAGGCAGCCACCCAGGGCACGUUCAGCGACCUCAGCCUGCGGCGGUUUGUGGUCAGGUUCACGCUGCCAGCCUGGCUGCCGCCCACCUUCCGCGGCACUGCUGUGCGGUACCUGUACUAUCUGGAAGCGAUAGUGAAGUACCGUGCCGCUCGCGGCCAGCAGCAGCAGCAGGAGGGUGUGGGAGGCAGCAGCAGCAAGAGCAACGGCGUGGGAGGCCAGGCCGGAGCAGCAUCGGCGGCAGCGUCGGUAGCAGGCUCGGCCAGCAGCGGAGUGGCCACCCGCAUCCCGCUGCACAUCUGGCCCGCGAAGGCGGACUCGGCAGGCGCAGCGGAGCGCAGCCCUGCGCUGCUGGGGGGCUCGCUGCCGCCCCCGGCUCUACAGUCUGAAGACAUGCCCAUAAAGUGCUGGGAGAUUGGCCCUGGCACAGCGGUGCAGGAUGCGGUGGCUCACAUUGUCAAGCUGGCCAGCCAGCCGCAGCAGGCCAGCCGCCCGCACAGCCCAGGCGGGCGGCUGGCGCGUGGCAGCGGCGCCGGCAGCUCUGCGGGCGGGGAUGACAGCAGGAGCGAGAUCAGCCACGACGCGCAGGAAGGGGAGGCAGUGGCCGAGGAGGGAGACGUGGCGCCCGGCGGCGGCGGCGGCAGCGGGCUGGCCGUGGCGGCCACGCCGGUGACAGCAGUGGCAGCGCCGCCCAUGCCGCCCAGGCUGCCGCCAGAGCAGCUGGCAGUGGCGGCGGCGACCGCGCAGCAGCAGCUGCCGCCGCAGGGCACGCCUGCAUCCAGCGGUGCCAGCACGCCCCACAGCCGCCUGCCCGCGCGGCGGCCGCCGCUGUCACGGUCCAGCCUGGAUCAGUCUGCCUCGCUGGCGCUGCCCCGGUCCCCCUCCCAGCUGCUAGACAGCGGCUCCACGCUGCGCAGCUACGCACUCAGGAUAGGGGACCAGCCGCUGGUGCGUGUCAGCCUGCACCCGCCCCUGGAGGGAAGCCUGCAGCCCGGCUCCACCCUGGCUGGCACGCUGGAUUUCAGCCCGCAGCCGCCUCCGCAGCCGCCGGCAGCAGCCGCGCCAGCCGCCGACGGCGAGGCCGGCGCGGCGCCGCCAGCGCCUGCGGCGGCGGCGGUUGCUGGUGGGCCCAGCCCUUGCUGCAUCCAGGUGCUCAUCCUUCUGGAGACGGAGGAGAUUGUGGAGGCGCCGUGGCGGCGGCAGGUGCAGGGCGGCGGCGCGGGCGCCAUCCGCCGCGUGUACGACGAGCAGCUGGAGGUGACGGCCGACACCUCGUGCACGCACUUCCUCUUCACCAUCCCCCCAGACGCCGCCGCCAGCUUCCAGACGCCGCUGGUGCAGCUGCGCUGGCUGCUGCGUUUCCAGUUCACGGCCAUCAUGCCGCCGCCGCGCGGCGGCGCGGCUGCGGCCGCACCCGGCGCCGCCGCUCCGGCCGAGCCGCCGCCGCCGGCCUCCCCCGACUGGAGCCCGCUGCAGGGGCGGCUGGAGCAGCUGACCUGGGCGCUGCCCGUCACGGUGCUGCCGCCCACAUCGUGA
Messenger RNA from Chlorella variabilis, 1800 nucleotides. RefSeq lists its product as hypothetical. The transcript has 7 exons. Gene Ontology annotation, biological process: retrograde transport, endosome to Golgi. Lineage: Eukaryota; Viridiplantae; Chlorophyta; Trebouxiophyceae; Chlorellales; Chlorellaceae. Bases 1 to 1800 code for a protein of 599 amino acids. The record is from RefSeq and is a predicted model, not a curated record. Gene Ontology annotation, cellular component: Ric1-Rgp1 guanyl-nucleotide exchange factor complex; Golgi membrane.